Ictalurus punctatus (channel catfish) is the source of this 3891-nucleotide messenger RNA. RefSeq names its product SUMO specific peptidase 1 (gene senp1). Lineage: Eukaryota; Metazoa; Chordata; Actinopteri; Siluriformes; Ictaluridae. The transcript is spliced from 18 exons. Gene Ontology annotation, cellular component: nucleus. The record is from RefSeq and is a predicted model, not a curated record. Gene Ontology annotation, molecular function: deSUMOylase activity. Gene Ontology annotation, biological process: protein desumoylation. The coding region runs from base 485 to 2698 and encodes 737 amino acids.
GCUUCAUGUUCAGACGCGGCUUUCGGCCAUGUUGUGGUUUUAAAUGAGGAAGAAGCGGGAGAGGUUAUCGUGCAAAAUAAGUUUUUUCAUUCACAGUAUUUCUUACGGCUCUCGACUCAGUUAAAAAACAACAACAACCACAAUUACUGACACACGCAGAAGACUGUUUCGAGGUAGUUGAGACAGACGAAAUAUAUCGGUUCGUCACUUCUCGCUAGUAUUAGCAUUGUAAGCUAACUAGCUAGUUAGCUAGGUAGUUGUCGAGAGGUUAAGCUUGGCUUAGGUUAGCUAGCUAGCUAGCUCGCGAGGUGCGUUUACUGGAAAUGGGGAUUAGGCUAGUCAGCUAACAAAGCUAGUUAGCAUUUGGUAACUCUGCCUACUAGCAUGCGCGCGACGGGCGGGAGUUACACGAAUGCAGGAGUUCAUAGACGUUAAAUAUAUUUGACUUGUGUGGCUUGAGGAGUUUCUUCUAACGAGCUUCAACAUGUUCAAUAAAUUCUACGAAUGGCUCGGAAGUGGAAUAGCAACUCUUCGCGACGGAGUGCCGGCUGCUGAAGAUCCGUCCGACGCCGUCCGAGUUCAACAAGACGCUCCUUCACAGAGGAAAAGACCGUUAGAGAGUUUUGAAGAUGGGGGUACCAUGAAUCAUGAAGAGGACAGAGCUGUGAAGAAGUUUAGAAUGGGAGAUAUUAUGGACACAAUGAAGAAUGCUGCUGAAGGAAUGAAGACCCAUGGCUCCAGUGUUGCUUUGUGGAUGCGCAACAGCGUUAGUCCAACAUUGAGGAACAUGCUACCUGCUUCUCCUGGCCCACCUCAAACUCAAAUGCUAUCAUCUGAUGCGGCUAAUUUAUCAGGAUCUGUGUGGACUAAAAACAAGUUGUUUGAAAGACUACACGAAACGCACAAGGACACAUUUAUUGCUCCCGCAACAGCUUUUGAAUGGAAGACCAUGGUUAAAUCAGACUCCUUACGAACUGAGCAGUCCGUGACUAUAUUGAAGGCCAGCAAACGGCACAGACAUGCAAGCUUUCCACCCCAUGAGACGCACAAAACCAACGGCCACACAGUCACUACCUGCACCUCUAAACCUUGCCCGUCCCCGCGACUCGGCCGUCCUCUUUACGUCAGACCGCAGAGGUCACCGAGUCGAUUUUUGACUCCUGGGCCAAGCACGGGGAACGCAUCUUACACCAGCAUGUAUGAGAAAACCUUUCCCAUUCGAGUAGUGCAGAAUCCUUCCUCUGGCUCCUCCAGCCGUCACUGGAGAGGCAGAACUCAUUGCACAGCACAAGAGUCAGUACGUGAGGAGGAGAAGGAGGUGUACAGGCAGUUAUUAGCCAUGGUGUCUGGCGGCCAGUCGUCGUUCUUUCAUGACAGCACUCCUAACCCAGGGAUCCGGUCACAUCGGGAUUUUUCCAGUUUCCUGACAUCGAGUCGCAGGUUGCUGCAUUGCGCAUCGCCAGCAGGCUCAGGAGCGGGAGAGUCCUCUCUCGGUUUAUCCAGCCUGUCUCCUAGUCCGCAGACCUCAAGCGCAAUGCACAGCCCUUGUGCGCUCUCCAACGGGCCUGAAACCCAGUCCUGGGAUCCUGGUUCUGAUGGCAAAUACGCCGCAAGAAAAACGGCAUUGGCCGAGCGGUCUGUGCCCUCACCGGCGGCUCUUCAAGAUACUACUUCUCAGGACACGCAAUCUUCUGGUGUGCACUCGGCUCAUGAUGGGGAUUCUGUCAUUUUUGUAAAGGAGCAACAUGGCAAGAGACCAGAGGGCUCCAGCAUGCCAUGUUUCCAAGCUGAGUUGUGGAUCAAAGAACUGACAAGCCUUUAUGACGCUCGAGCUCGGGAGAGACGGAGGCUAAUCGAGGAGCAAGAGGCUCUGGCGUCUCAGCUUCUGCGUCAGCGUCUUUCCGGUGAGGCUAGAGCCGAUUUAAGAAGUGUGGAGUUGCGGGUGCGGGUUCCUCUGGAAAAGGAGGUUCCUGUGACCCUCGUCAUUGAGGAACCAGAGCCUGAAGCAGAGGAACAGGAAUUCCCCGAGUUGACCGAGGCCAUGGAAAAUGAGGUGAGCCAGGCACUAAGAGGAAAUCAGGACGAUGUGCUCAGUGAGGGAUUCCGCCUCACCAUCACCAGGAAGGACCUGCAGACCCUCAACAACCUCAACUGGCUCAACGAUGAGGUGAUAAACUUCUACAUGAACAUGCUGGUGGAGCGGAGCAAGUCGCCCCACCUACCCUCUGUUUACACCUUCAACACGUUUUUCUUUCCCAAGCUGCGCAGCUCGGGAUACUCAACCGUACGGCGCUGGACCAAGAAGGUGGACAUCUUCUCUGUGGACAUUAUUCUGGUGCCUGUCCACCUAGGAGUGCACUGGUGUCUCUCUGUAGUGGAUUUCCGCAAAAAGACCAUCACGUAUUUUGAUUCCAUGGGUGGGAGCAAUGACGAAGCAUGUCGGAUUUUGCUAAAAUAUUUGAAGCAAGAAAGUGAAGACAAAAAGAAGCAAGACUUUGAUACCUCAGGCUGGAUACUUCGUAGUAAAAAACGCAACGAGAUUCCUCAGCAAAUGAAUGGCAGUGACUGUGGGAUGUUUACAUGCAAGUACGCUGAAUAUAUCACCAAAGACAAACCGAUCACAUUUACACAGAAGCACAUGCCGUAUUUCAGGAGGCGGAUGGUAUGGGAGAUCUUGAACCGGAAACUUCUGCGAUAAGUUCAUGUUUUGAGGACUUGCCUGGGAAAGCAAUGACAUGAAGCUCUAUCUCAGUGGGUUUUUUUAUUUUGUUUUGGUUUUUUUUGUUGUUUUUUUUUUUGGUUUUGGUUUUUUUUUUUUUAAAUUGAGCUUGAUACCUCAUAUUGGACACUUCAGUGAGAGACUGACAUGGAAGGGGUGCGUUCACACUUCUUCAGCUGGUGUCCCAUUUUGCUGAUGCUCAGCCCGCUUGAAUUUGUAAGGAUGCCUACGAAGGGACCCCACGAAGUCCAAGUGUUUUUCUCCUAAUAAUUCAGUCGUGCUUUUUGCUUAGAAUUUUUCUGCAGCAUGAUUUCUAUCUGAGUUUUUGGUGGUUGUCUUUUGUUUUUUGUUUUGUUUUUUUUUCCCCUGCCAGUGCCAUCUAUGAGGAACUUGCUGCGUCAACUGUUGAGUUGAGUUGACGGAAUUGAGAUAGAAGUUUUCACUUUUUAUCUGAAGUCAUAAUUGUUAAUGUAUUAAGUUUAUUAUAAUUUUUUUGCAUCAAAACAAAAAAGUAACUUGUCUGACCCUGACAGAAGCAGCGUGGGACCAACAGCUGUUUGCUUUCAAACAGUAAGCAAGCUAAAUCUGACAAUCUCAAUUUUUGUUAACUAAGCAAACGAACAUUCAAGAGAACACUAUAUUUUUGAUGUCAAGAAGAUUUUUAUUGCAAAAGAGCCGAAUUGCAUUUGGCUCGUUUCUGCAGAGGUCUGGUUUACAGCAGUUAUGACUUCAGUCUGAUUUCUUUCUUUUUUUUUUAGGGAGGUUCAUUCAGCUGAGGCUCCACAUGGAUAGCCAAGAAACACUUUCUGAUGGUUGUUAUCGCUGCAGGAUGAGACGAGUGGCAAAUCAGAUCAGCACCAUUUAUCUGUAGAAAGGUCAGUGUAGGGUGACUUUACCUGUAAAUAGAACCAGCAGUAUAGCAUCCUCCUGUUUUAUACCGACCUCAGAGGAUGAGGAUAUUUGCCUCUCUUUAUGUAAGUGUACUAUAUUUAGAUACUUGCAGCCAUUUCUAGUUUUGUCUCCACUAUAUUUGCAAUUAUUGUACAUACUGUGUCUACACAGAUUAAUUGAAGUCAUAUUUAAUACAUUUUUGUACCUUUUUAUUAUUGUUUUGUAUGUAGAUCUGGUCUUUCCAGAAAUAAAAAAAAACCUGAGGCUGUGUCCUGGAUUGA